Messenger RNA from Diversispora eburnea, 174 nucleotides. Lineage: Eukaryota; Fungi; Glomeromycota; Glomeromycetes; Diversisporales; Diversisporaceae. The record is from the annotation of a GenBank genome assembly.
GCAGCAAAUGGUGGUAAUGUUGCAGCCCAAUAUAAUUUAGGUGAUAUGUAUUUGAAUGGAAAGAUAUUAGGUAUAAAGGAUGUCGAAUUAGGAACAAAAUAUUUAAAAUUAGCUGCUUUGAAUAAUGAUCCUCGAUCCAUUAAGAUCCUUAAAGAAAAUAAAAUUGAUUUUUAA